This is a messenger RNA of Python bivittatus (Burmese python), 821 nucleotides long. The record is from RefSeq and is a predicted model, not a curated record. Lineage: Eukaryota; Metazoa; Chordata; Lepidosauria; Squamata; Pythonidae.
AUCAGCAAGCAAGGUGGUCCAAUUGAGAUCCACAACCAGGAGCAAAUCGUGACAGUUGGCAUCACCUCUACAAACCCUGUCCUACUGAUCCCUAAUGUCCUGCUUCUGGCACGACCUAUUGUCCCAUCCGAAGAACAUAUUUCAAAAUUCAGAGCCAUAUUCCAUCAUCAACCCCCAGUGAGAUUUGAACUAACCAGGUUAUUCCCUUUGCGCUUUGUCAAGAUCUCAAUCCACAACUCAGAAAAGAAGCAGCUGCGACUUAAACUAGUGAGUGGCCGCACCUACUAUCUUCAGUUGUGCCCUCAAUCAAACCGGCGAGAAGACCUUUUCGAUGCCUGGGUCAGGAUUGUGCAAUUGCUACGGCCAUCUUCAGAAAUAAGUGUCAAGGAGCAGAAUCAGAAGAACAAAAAACUGAAGAGCCAUGGUGUACCUCUAGUUCCACCCCUGAAACUUAAAGAACCACAGAUUGAACGGCCAGUAAUGAGCCCACCUCCUCAGAGAGAAUCUCAACGCACACCUGAAAAAAAGACAAAGAAAAAGAAUAAGAGUAAGAAGAGUAUCUGUCCUGCCACCCAAAACUCCAGUGCAGAUGAAACCAAGAAGAACAGUGAUCCAGCUGCUGUACUUUCUGAGAGCUCCCCCAUUCCUGAAAUUGAACCACAACCUCUCAAUACAGAGAAUAUUCAUGAGGCCCUCUGUCAUCCAACCCCAGAGGACCAGGACAUUGCAAAAAAGUUAGAGGAGGAGGAAGAGAAGGAGGAAACAAAGAGUCCCAGUCACAAGAGUCAUGCUGGUGAAAAAGGUAGCUCGGAUAUUAAGAG